AUGUGUGCAAGUAAUAAUGAUAAAGGACGUAAUGAAAGUAAAGCUUCACAUGGUAAUGUUGAUGAUUGUUUAGUACGUUCAUAUAAUUCUUCAACAAGUUCAAUAAGAACAUUAUCUGAUGAUGAUAUUAUUGAUGAACUAUCAAUUAUUGUUUGUUCUUUAUUAACAUGUUUAUUAUUUAAUGGAUUUUGUAUUUUUAUUUGGUCGUUACUAAUUGAUAUAAUUUUUUGUGUUAAAUUAUCAUCAUUAAUUAAUGAUAAUAAAAUAUCAUAUGAAUUUAAAUCAACUUCAUGA
Molecule: messenger RNA, 294 nt
Organism: Rotaria sp. Silwood1
Lineage: Eukaryota; Metazoa; Rotifera; Eurotatoria; Philodinida; Philodinidae
Source: the annotation of a GenBank genome assembly